Molecule: messenger RNA, 1048 nt
Organism: Striga asiatica
Lineage: Eukaryota; Viridiplantae; Streptophyta; Magnoliopsida; Lamiales; Orobanchaceae
Source: the annotation of a GenBank genome assembly
AUGUCUUUCUUGUACACCUCCUUCAUCCCUGAGGAAGCCAAGCUUGAGCAGAAUUUCCAGGGUUGUCUUACAUCGACUUUGAUAUCUGGCCACGGGCCAGACGGGCCCACCGUUAACGGGCCUGUGAGUAUGAUAUCGGGCCAGAUUGAGGUGGAGUUCGCAAGAUGCGAUUGCUGCGGGCUUACUGAGGAGUGCACCCUCACAUACAUAGAGACAAUUCGAGAAAGGUAUGGUGGCAAAUGGAUCUGCGGGCUUUGUGGAGAGGCCGUGAAGGAUGAAAUCUUGAGAUCACAGAAGCUGAUAAGCCCGGAUGAAGCACUGGCCCGACACAUUAGCUUCUGCGGCAAGUUUCGGGCCUCGGACCCUCCCGAGGACCCCACGGUGCAUCUAAUUCGGGCCAUGAAGCAGGUUCUGAGGAAGAGCCUGGAAAGCCCGAAAUCCAUUAAGUCCUUUCCAAGUAGCCCGACCAGCAGAAGAGGGCGCACUUUGAAGGGUCAGGUGUUCGCCCGAUCAGAGAGCUGCAUGCCGAGUUUGAGCCUUGUUGACUCGCCGGUUUACUGCCGGUUGGAUGAAGGUUGUGAAUGAGGGUGGAAGGUUAUAACGGUAAAUUUAGGGGGGAAAUGACUUGAAAAAUCAGGAGAGAUGGAUAGAUGAAUGCAGAAGUUAAUUUUUAAUGUCAUCAGUUUAUGUAAUAUUCCUCUUGUUGUGGAUUGAAGAUGGAAAUGUAACUUGAAGUUUCAAAGUUUAGUAACAGAAGUUCAAAAUUCAUGGAAAUUGGGUAAGCAGAAUAGAUAUUUUCUCUUUCCUUUUCUGUCUGGUUUUGUGAUGGGCCGUUCUAAACACUGGACUGAUAGACUCUUUAUAUGAAUAUGCAUAUUUUCUGCCGGAAAUAACCCUCGGCGGCCGUUCAUGGCCACCCCAUCUCCGCCAAUUCCUUGAAGAGGGAGAACUUUUUAGAGUGUGAUCCAUGUUUUCAUUUAACUGUUGAGUUUUUCUUUUUUUUGCUAUUGAACUUAAACACACGUAGGAAUGUAUGUAUGUAUGUCUG